UCGGGCAAGCCCAGCGAAAAGGAGCGGCAGGAGGGAAAACCCCCAGGCUGAAGCUCUCGCCCUCUGGGGCCGGAGCAGGGGGCGGAGCGCGGCCCUUCCUGGGCGGAGAGGAGGGGCCCGGCUCGGGUUCUCUCCCGGGGGACUGGCUUCUCUCACACCUCCCACGCGCCCGGCUCGGCUCCACUCCCCCGGCUGAAAGCAGGGCACACACAGGCGCUGGGGAGCAGCUGCCAAGAGUUUGAGCCCCUUCGUCCCUCGAGCAGAGAGGCCACAUGGGCCCCGGCACCACCUGCCCGUGGAAGGGGAGCCUGUCUCGCCUGCAGGUGAGAACCUGGAUCGAGCCCGUGGUGGCCUCGAACCAGGUGGCCGCCUCCCUCUACGAUGCGGGGCUGCUUCUGGUGGUGAAAGCGUCCUUCGGGGCAAACACCUUCUCCAAUAACAGCAGCAGUUCGGCGCCCCGGGGUGCUCUGGAGGAGCAGCAGCAGAAAGCCAUCUCCAACUUCUAUAUCGUCUACCACCUGGUGGUGGGCCUGACGCCCCUGCUGUCUGCCUACCUGCUGGGCUGGCUCAGCGACCGCUUCCACCGCAAGAUCUCCAUCUGCGUGUCCCUGCUGGGCUUCCUGCUGUCCCGCGUUGGGCUGCUGCUCAAGGUGCUGCUGGACUGGCCGGUGGAGAUGCUGUAUGGAGCGGCGGCGGUGAGCGGGCUGUGCGGGGGCUUCUCGGCCUUCUGGUCGGGGGUCAUGGCCCUGGGCUCCCUCCACUCGUCCGAGGGCCGCCGCUCAGUCCGCCUCAUCCUCAUUGACCUGAUCCUGGGCUUGGCGGGAUUCUGUGGGAGCAUGGCCUCCGGGCAUCUUUUCCAGCAGAUGGUUGGGCACUCCGGGCAGGGCCUGGUGCUAACAGUCUGCAGCGUGAGCUGCGCUGCUUUUGCCCUUUUCUACAGCCUCUUCGUGCUGAAGGUUCCCGAGUCAGCUGCCAAGUCCAACCAGGCCCUCGCUGAAGUGGACGCCAUGUCUGGCAUAUCUGGCACAUAUCGCACCCUGGAUCCUGAUCGGCUAGACAAGCCAAGUAUGGUAGGGCAUCAGCCAUCUCCUGGAAAAGGAGUGCCCAAAAAGACCAUUCUUGCCCUGCUAUUUGUGGGUGCCAUCAUAUAUGACCUGGCAGUGGUGGGCACUGUAGAAGUGAUGCCCCUGUUUGUGCUAAGGGAACCUCUCAAAUGGAACCAAGUUCAGGUGGGCUAUGGCAUGGCUGCAGGAUACACCAUCUUUAUCACCAGCUUCCUGGGUGUCCUGGUCUUCUCCCGCUGUUUCCUUGACACCACCAUGAUCAUGAUUGGGAUGGUCUCCUUUGGGUCAGGAGCCCUCCUCUUGGCUUUUGUGAAAGAGACAUACAUGUUCUACAUAGCUCGUGCUGUCAUGCUCUUCGCUCUAAUCCCAAUUACAACCAUCCGGUCAACAAUGUCUAAACUCAUCAAGGGUUCUUCCUAUGGGAAGGUGUUUGUCAUCCUGCAGCUGUCCCUGGCUCUGACUGGGGUAGUAACAUCCACAGUGUAUAAUGAGAUUUAUCAACUCACCAUGGAAAAGUUCGUGGGAACCUGUUUCGCUCUCUCCUCCUUUCUGUCCUUCCUAGCCAUUGUCCCAAUCAGCAUUGUAGCAUACAAACAAGCCUGGUGGUUGAAAUAUGGAGACAUCACAGAAAAAUGAAGAUGCCCACUUACAGGAGCCAAUAGAUACCAGUGAUGGUUAGAUCCCUUUGAAGACAAAAGAAAGGAUCAGGAGCUGGUGACCAAGCAACCCACUGCCUAAGAAACCCCAGUUCCAAUUGUAGUCAACUUCAGAAAGACCUGCUGUGGCCUGAGGAGGGGGUCUCUGAUGGUGUGGGAAAAAUACUUUCCUGGUGGUGGAAGAACUUUCUCAGCUUUUAGAUGUCCCUUUUGGAAGAGGUUAGGCUCUCUGGGCAACACAGCAUGAACUCUCAAGGGUUAUAUACAGACUGUAGCCAUACUUGAUGCUAGAAUAGGCUUCAUUCAAAACGUGGGCCCUGUUCUACCAAGGAUUGUCUUUGAGGGCUCCAUGGUAUGGCUACCUAAUUCCCUGGGUGCUAUGAUAGGAGUCCAGAGGGUGAUUGUUCUCAAGAGAAAACACAAAUGCCUUUCCAUGGACCAUGGGGUUCCACAUAAUCUGGUUUUGCCAUUCUCUCCAAAGAUGUACAUUUAUAACAGUCUUGGGUAUGGUGUGGAAGGAAUGUAUCAGAAAAUCCAACAAUGAACAUCAGUGGAUAUUUUUAAAAUUAAAAUAAAACCUUGAAAAAUUUUAA
Erinaceus europaeus (western European hedgehog) is the source of this 2313-nucleotide messenger RNA. RefSeq names its product solute carrier family 46 member 2 (gene SLC46A2). Gene Ontology annotation, biological process: transmembrane transport. NCBI's taxonomy places the organism in Eukaryota, Metazoa, Chordata, Mammalia, Eulipotyphla, Erinaceidae. The record is from RefSeq and is a predicted model, not a curated record. Gene Ontology annotation, cellular component: membrane. The coding region runs from base 273 to 1700 and encodes 475 amino acids. The transcript is spliced from 4 exons. Gene Ontology annotation, molecular function: transmembrane transporter activity.